Messenger RNA from Syzygium oleosum, 1035 nucleotides. RefSeq lists its product as uncharacterized. The record is from RefSeq and is a predicted model, not a curated record. Bases 1 to 1035 code for a protein of 344 amino acids. Lineage: Eukaryota; Viridiplantae; Streptophyta; Magnoliopsida; Myrtales; Myrtaceae. The transcript is spliced from 2 exons. Gene Ontology annotation, molecular function: nucleic acid binding; zinc ion binding.
AUGUCUAAGUUGGUCGAACAGUUCUUGAAGUUAAAACCGCCGAAGUUCGACGGAAAGGGUGACCUCGAGGCCGCACCGCGUUGGGUCGAAGAAUUGGAGAAGGCAUUCGAAGUCCUGGGAUGCACCGAAGUUGAAAGGGUGACUUUAGCGUAUUUCUCCGAGAGUGCCAGAGAGAGGAAGUUAGCGGAGUUCAUGAGGCUUCGCCAAGGAUUGAUGACCGUGGACCAAUACGAGGCGAAAUUUGCGAGGCUGUCGAAGUUCGCGCCUAGGAUGGUCGAGGACCCUCAGGAUAAGGUCCGGAGAUUCCGGGAUGGGCUGAAACCGGAUCUUCGAAGCCAGAUGAUAUCGCUUAACAUUAAGGACUAUGGGGAGAUGUACGAGCAAGCGCAGGCUAUAGAGCGAGACCAGGUGGACAGGGCAGUUGCUUCUGGAUCGCGGUUUGCCUCGGCUAGGGACAACUGCCGCUUCGGGAAGAAGCUAAUGGCGGGAAACAGACGAUUUGUCCCACUCGUCAGAAAGAAUAUUAGGAAGCCGAACCACCAGCAGAACCGAUUUGGGGCGUGUUUCAAGUGUGGGAGUCUGGACCACCGGAUAAGGAAUUGCCCCCAGCAACGACCAUCAGGACCACCGGUGCAAGCACAGCAGCCCCGGGUUGGAAAUCAGAUCGGGAAUCCCCCGCCAGCUGUUCAAGGUAGACCGCCAGCGCAAGGAAGGGUAUAUGCGAUGGUGCGCAGGGAGGCUAAGGACACGCCAGGCAUGGUCACAGGUACCGUUUCUCUCUGUGAUCAUGCUGCGUAUGCAUUGUUUGAUCCGAGGGCUACCUACUCAUUUAUAUCAGAGCAAUUUGUUAGAUUGAUUGGAAUUGAGCUAGUUAUGCUUGAGGUUAUGCUUUAUGUGACGACACCACUGAAUGAUAAGGUAUUAGUCUCGUUAGGGUGUCCUAGCUGUAAAUUAAUUAUUGGGGGUAGAGAGGAAAUGAUAGAUUUGGCAGAUCUGACCAUGUUCGACUUUGAUGUGAUCAUUGGAAUAGAUUAG